UGCCCCCUGCGGAUGUUGCCAAAAUCAAUCACGUAAACAGGCUGUUGGCUGUUCAAGGAUCACGAUCUAGUAGAUGGCAACGUAGUUUAAAGACUGAUAUGUGCUAAAAGCUUCAAAAUGACAAUGAAGCAUUACAAGCUCAUUGUUCACGAAAGAUCAUUUAGCGCGGAGGAUUUAAUAAUUAAUCCCAGAGACUGUCCAUCGCUUAAGAAAGGCGACAUUGUAGAAAUCUAUCACCCAGAAGAUGAAUUCAGUAGACUUCUUUUGCAAGUUACCAUAUUCAAAGAAGAUCUCCAAGGAAAAGAGACUAUAAGUGUUGAGUCCAGCAUAGCUUCGGCUUUUCAACUCCGCAAAUAUGUGGAUGUGUGUAUGCAACUUGUUGAACCAGAGACAGUUAGUCUAGACUCUGUUGAGCUUACCUUCAAAGAUCAGUAUAUGGGUCGUAGUGAGAUGUGGCGAUUGAAGAAUAGUUUGAUCAAUACAUGCAUCUAUCUUAAUAAGAAAAUAGAAUUUUGUGGAGGUUACAUAAGAUGUCAGGUAUAUGAAAUGUGGUCCUCUGGUGUUAGAGUAGCUUGUGGUGUUAUCACUGAAAAUACUAAGAUUGUAUUUAGAUCCUCAACCAGUAUGGUUUACCUAUUUCUUCAAAUGAGUUCAGAGAUGUGGGACUUUGACAUUCAUGGAGAUUUGUAUUUUGAGAAAGCUGUAAAUGGGUUUCUGGCAGAUUUAUUCCAGAAAUGGAAGAAACAUGGGAGCAAUCAUGAAGUUACAAUUGUCUUAUUUUCAAGAACAUUUUACAAAGCCAGUAGUCUAGAAGAAUUUCCACGCCACAUGCGAGAUUGUCUUCAACAAGACUAUAGAGGGAGAUUUUAUGAGGACUUUUAUAGAGUUGCUGUUCAAAAUGAAAGGUAUGAUGACUGGAGUAGCACUCUUGUUCAACUAAGACGUUUAUUUAUGGAUUAUCAACGCCUUGUGUUAGAAUAUCACAAGAGGCCUGGUAUUGAAAUACCCAAGGCUGUAAAUUCCACUGCAGCCCAGGGGAAUUUCUUAGAAGUACUGAACAUGUCUCUGAAUGUGUUUGAAAAACAUUACUUGGAUAGAAGUUUUGAACGGACUGGUCAACUCUCUGUAGUCAUUACUCCUGGUGUUGGUGUUUUUGAAGUAGAUCGUCAACUAACUAACAUUACAAAGCAGCGGAUCAUUGACAAUGGUGUUGGUAGCGAUCUAGUUUGUGUUGGAGAGCAGCCAUUACAUGCUGUACCUUUGCUUAAAUUUCAUAAUAAAGACACUUCCAUCAGUGCAGUUGAUGAUUAUAGCAUGCCACAUUGGAUCAACCUUAGUUUCUAUUCAACCAAUAAGAAGGUGGCAUACUCAAACUUUGUCCCAAGAAUUAAAUUACCUCCUCGUACAAAAUCUGUGAGAACACGCUCUCAUUCCUCUCAAUCCCAAUGUGCUCCUGGAGAAGUUGCCGCUCUGCCCACUACCCCAACCACACCAAAAACUAAGCUUGUGGAUGAAGAAUUUUUUCCUGAGUCUCCAUUUGAUUAUGAUGCCUAUGAUAGGCAAGUGUUUCAGAUGCCUACAGUCCACACAACUAGAUUUUCUCGUCAAUUGCAAAGGGCUUCAAGCAGACACAAGAAAGGGAGUGUCACCCUUGAUGGUGGAGUAAGUGUGAGCAUAACAGGGCCUGGAAUGCAACAUCUUCCAAAGUCUAUAAGACGUAAGAUAUCUGAUCCUGAUAUUCACCAUAUGAACAAUGGAGAGAAUGUAAUUGUUGGUUCCCCAUCUAAUGGUCACAGCCACUUAAUGACUAGCCCUAAGAUGAUCAGUGGCGGUCCCAAUGUUGGACCAGCUAGUCCAUUGUCUACUUUGAUGGGAUCAUCUCCUAUUCUUGGCUCAUCUUUAACUCCAAGAUCAGCUGCCAUCAGUAUACCACAGAUUCGAUCCAAUAAUAACUCUCCCCAGCCAUCUCUUUCUGUUAAUGCUAAUGAAGAUGGUUUUGCAGAAAUGGCUAAAGUUAAACAUAGAGCAUUGGAAGAUCUUCUCGAAGGGGAAACCUCACCCCCACUAAGAGUAGUUGCAGGAAGUAUGGGAUCGCCUACUUCCCCCAUAUCACCCACAUCACCACCUCAGAAUACUGCUUUACUGAGACCUGGAAGAGCCCUCAUCAACCCCUUCGACCCAUCUCACGUCACAAUUAAGUUGACUUCAAAUCGGAGAAGAUGGACUCACAUUUUUCCAAAAGGUCCCGAGGGGGUUUUAAUACAACAACAUCAUUAUCAAGCUGUUCCCACAUUCACCUCUAAUGAAGAUCAGAGCCAGUCUCAGACAACUGCCCAAAUGCAAGGAACUAACGGACAAUCUCAAGAAGUUGUGUCUGUUAGGAGUACAUCUCCUAUUGGGGACCUGGCUCUAAAAUUCAAUAGCAGAAGUGGCAUGACAAGAUCUGCAUCUCAGAUAGCUUUUCAGGAUCAUGUUCGAGGAAGAAGCUUAGGCCGACCACAGCUGUCUGAACGCGGACAAAUCCCUACUCAAAUAGUGCAGUCAGCAAAUAAAGCUUUGCUUUGGGGUGCAACUGGUGAACAGGAGUGGACUCCUGCUUUGACUACAGUCGGAAAAAUAAUUAUAGGGGUUGAUUGGAAAUCUCUAACAAUAUCUGCUUGUCUUCCAAUCACAACUGAUUAUUUCCCAGACAAGAGAAGUUUGCAAAAUGACUAUGUUGUUUCGGACUACUAUCUCUUACCUGAUGACGUAAAUGCUGAUUUUGCUCAGCGCAGAGCAAUUUAUAAAAAACCAUUGACUACGUCGGAGGUUUUCAAGGAACUAGUUUCACAGCGUUUGGCUCAGGGAUUCCAGUUAAUAGUGCCUAACAAAGACGGUGCACCAUUUGGCUCUCUUGGCGCAGGAGUUAAGAUAGAGACUCCUGCAACUCCCAGCUCAGUUGUUGGACCCCGCACCACUGAUAUGGAGCCAAGUGAGGAAUACUUAUUGAGUAUAGGAAGAAUAUUUCACCGCAUUUCUCUGAAAGGUUCUUGUAUUACCGUUACGCGAUAUAGGCCAAGGCACCCUUACCCACCAUUCAACUUUUAUUAUCAGUAUCGUUUCCAAGCACCUGACCAUGAAUCUUAUGAAGUUUCUUGGGUGUCAUUCACAACUGAAAAGCUUGAAAACUUCAACUGGAAUUAUGUUGACCAUUAUAUCUGUACAAGAGGAGAUACAGAUUUUGCUUUAGCAGAAGCACUGAAGUACUGGCGUUUCCGAGUCUAUUUACUUCCUGUCAAUCAAUCUGCAACAAGAAAAAUUCUUGAUGGUUCUGAACAUUGUGAUAUAUAUGUGCCUCCUUCUACUGAGGACCAGUGUCAAAUGGUGAAAAACUUCUUACGAUUCAUCGAAACAUUUGUGAAUAGGAUUCGAAGACCAAAUGCUCAUAAAAAGCCUAGGGAUCCCCACAGUUUUCAACCAGCCCCACUGCCCUUGCAGCUCAGCCAUCUGACCCGACGCAGACACAGCACCAGCCUGACUUUCCUUUCGCACUCUAGUAGUUCGGCUAACCAUGCAACUAACAUAUCUCAGCACGCGAGUAUUGUUGGUAACUCUCCAUUCCGAGAGCGUCUUGGUAGCAAUCGACUACCAGAUAAACCCAGACCGAGAUCGGGCUCAAAAGUGCUGGAGAGAGGGCGGGCAUCACCUGCAGGGGAAGGACCAGUUGACUUUACAUCCAACAACGAUCAUCAAGAUUGGCUUGAGGAUGGUCUUGCACAGCCAGAGUUACGUCUAGGACGCAAUGCAUCAACAAGUGAUAUAGUGGAUGCCAUGCGCCAACCAAUGACUGGAGUUGGUUUCUUGGCUCAUCAUACAUCCUCCCUGACUUUUGCGAGUGCUGAUGCUGUUCAGUGGCUGAUCAAGCAUGUUGAGGACGUAACUUGUCAACAGUCAGCAGAAAAAAUUCUUGAGAAAAUGUUAAGUGAAAAGCUCAUUUGCCAUGCAUCAGGGGACCACACUCAGCCUCUAAAGAUUGGCUUUUAUCUGUACCACAUAGUUUCAGAUCAUGACCAUCAAAAAGAUGGUGAUUCCAGCUCUGCUUUGUUUGGUGAUAUUCAGAGCUUUGAAAAUGAAUGGUUAGAGGUAGAAGUUCGCCAUCCAACAAAUUGGAUGCCUCCAGCCUCAGGUGGUGUUGACAAUGUUCCCAACUCACCAACAUUGCAGCAAACACCCAUUACUAUUCCCUUACCACCACUGCCUAAGUUUUUACAAGACAAAAUGGAGGAAAUGUGUCAGGGAGAUGGAGUUGCUCAGUAUAAAAACAUUCAUUUGGAAAUUGAUGUGAAUAAUAAAAGUGACCGAAUAGAAUGGGGUCAUUGUCGCUACCAAUCAUUAUUUCGUCCAGAUAGAGCAUAUGAACUAGUGGUACAAUGGUUGUCGGCCUCUGGACCAAUAGUGGCGGAGCUGAUUGUUUCUGGCUGGGCUAGGAAAGCAAUUCAAUGCAGCCUUCAGAUGGUUCCCAUCCCUGCAGAUCCAUUAGCAUUACCAUUCACCCACAAGUCAGAUCCACUACGAGGACCUGUCUUUGUUCCGCUAGACACUGAAUGUUUAAUGGGUAGUAAAAGCUAUUUAUUUCAAGAAUUCCCAGAGGAUUCUUGGGCUCAGCGGCUUUUACUUUUCCAAGAGACCAUUGCACUGAGAUUCGGUUUCAUUGCAUGUGCCAUGGAAAACCGUGGAACAAGUCCACAAGCAAAUAGAUUUAAUCGUGAGAAGGAAAAAGAGCAAACAAGACAUCAUCAUCAAUACGUUCAUAUUACUGGCAACAUGUUCCUGCUAAUACCAUCUCCACCUUGUCAUCGGUCACAUGCUCAGGACAUGGAUUGUCAAGGAAAAUCCAAACGGACUGUGGGACGUCAACCUAGCGUGCAGUAUCCAACACACCACGAUGUUAUGGUAUCAAGUCCUCAUGAAGAAUAUAUAACAAGACAUGUCAGUGGAAACAGUAAUCAAGAUGAAUAUGGUCCAGAUCGCAAGAUUGGCUUUCUGUGGUCAUGGAAUCAUAUGCUGACACGAAGAUGGAGAGGCCCUAACAGCGCAACAGGAGAUGAACAGUUCCAAAAUAAAAUGCUUAAGGACUUUAGGGAAUUUUGCAGUAAUCAAAAUAACAGGCUAUUGAACUUUUGGGAUCAGUGCUGGAUUAUCCGAGACCAAUAUGAAGAACGCACGUCAAGUGCCUCUGCAUCAUUCGGAGAUGCACACGUGCCGAAUGGGGAAGGGGUUCGUAAUGGUAAUUUUAAUAACACUAGCGUAUUUUGUGGUGUACAUUCCACUCUAGAAGAAGUUCCUGAGAAGGUAUAAACCUUAGGUUAAUGGCAAAAAAUUUUUUUUACCAUUCUCUAUUGCAUGACAGUUAUGUCUUACAACAUGUCAGGCACACAACAGAUAUAUGACCACAGAAGCUCAUCAUAUGUUUAUAAAUAUACUGUAUAACCAAAAGACUGUAAAAAUACUAUACCUUGUUUCGAUUUACCGACAUUAUACAAUUGUUAGUUGUUAGAAAUUUGUUAUAUCUGAUUGCUUCUGGAUCUGACGCAGCAGUUUAAAUUACCUAUUUUAUGUUUUUCUGACCAACAAAUUAGUUUUAAUUGUUAAAUAUUGGGUCUGUGAUUAGAUAAAUUAUG
Messenger RNA from Frankliniella occidentalis (western flower thrips), 5660 nucleotides. It is a transcript of the gene Iml1, whose product is annotated as GATOR complex protein Iml1. Gene Ontology annotation, molecular function: GTPase activator activity. Gene Ontology annotation, cellular component: lysosomal membrane; GATOR1 complex. The record is from RefSeq and is a predicted model, not a curated record. Gene Ontology annotation, biological process: cellular response to amino acid starvation; negative regulation of TORC1 signaling; intracellular signal transduction. NCBI's taxonomy places the organism in Eukaryota, Metazoa, Arthropoda, Insecta, Thysanoptera, Thripidae.